GCGGUGGUUUCAUUUUUUUUUAUUUUGUUGCGAAUUGGCCCAAAUAAUCUGAUUUGUCAUUAAUAAGCUCGAUUUUGAGACUUCUUAAAGCCAAGUUUUGAUUCGCGAAAGUCUAUCACAUGCAAGAAACUAACCAAUCACAGAUGUCAAUUCCUGGUCGUGUUCUCAUCGUUGGAGCUGGACUUACAGGCUCUUUGACAGCUUGCUUAUUAAGAAGAAAAUUCCAAAAUAUAGAUGUUACAAUUUGGGAAAAAUCCAGGGGGGUCGGGGGUCGCAUGACAACAGCCAGAAGUCAUAAUGACCCUAUGUGCCGUGCCGAUACUGGGGCACAGUAUAUAUCAGCCACGCCUAGCUACUUUGCCUCUCAUGAAAGUUUCUACAAGGAGUUGCUGACAGCAUCUGUACUGGUUCCAUUCUCUGGUCUUAUUGAAGGAGAAAAGAAGCAAGAUGGAGUUCAACAUUUUGUAGCCCCAGAAGGAACAAGCUCUAUAGCAAAAUAUUUCAUAAACCAAUCAGAUUCAACCGUUGAAUUUCAUACGCACUGCAGUGAAAUCAAUGAAAGUGAUGGCAAACAGCAAUGGAAAGUAACAGAUCUCCAUGGAAACACGACAAACUUUGAUGCUAUUGUUAUWACCAUACCAACACCUCAGAUACUGAGCCUUAAGGGAACGAUAGCUACUAUCAUUGAAGAACACAGGAGUGUUUUUGAAAGUGUYAGAUAUUCAUCGAGAUAUGCAUUAGGACUGUUUUAUGAUCAGAAUACAGAGAUUCCAUUCCCAUGGGUGGCAAAAUAUGUUACUGGAGAUCCUUGUAUUAGAUUUKUUAGUGUGGAUUCAAAAAAACGAGGCAAAGAUAAAGAUAGCCUGCCUCCUUCUCUAGUAGUACAUACUAGUGUUCCCUUUGGAAUAGARCACCUUGAAUCACCACAUCAAGAAGUUGAACAACUAAUUCUCACACAUUUAUACAAACUUUUCCCUGAUCUACCAAAACCAASAAGUGUUAAAUUCCAAAAAUGGCGGUAUUCCCAAGUAUCGACUCCUGUCGUUGGUGAACCUGGAUGUUUAGUGUUAAACACAAUKCCUUUGGUAAUUGCUGGUGGGGAUGCAUUUGUGCAUUCCAAUUUUGAUGGAUGCGUGGAAUCUGCUUUAGCAAUAGUGAARAAAUUCACAAGUUCAAAAAUGUAGAUAUUGAAUAAAUUAAAUCCAAAAAUUCCCAAUGGAUGUCAGCAAUUUUACUGCAGAAUAUAAUUGGAUUUACUAUGAUGGUAACACCUCAUUACCACCCUGUAUUGAAUGGAUGCACUCUCCAUGGGUGKUUCCUAGUAUUSGAAGUCUCUUUCUGUUUGCAACAACAACCUGUUUUGGUCAACAAGUUCCCAAUCUUAAGUAAAACACGUAACAAUUAAAUUAAAAAUUAAAGACAACACAGUCUUCAGAGUGCUAAACAGACAGAUUUUAUUUCUUUAAUUUGUACAAUCUAUCAUAUUAUUAGUUAGUUAUGAAUUUUUUUGGUAGUUUUUCUUGUUUUUUUGAAAAUUGGGUACUAUGCAUUCCUAUCUAUCUGAAAAAGGCUUGAUAUUGGUCAAUAAUGUUAUUUUAUUACUAUGGUAGUCAAUUAAGAUUACUGCUAGCAUAGUAAAAACUUGCUACAAAAUAAACACUAUUAAGUAACUUGUUUAAGUUAACUAUUAGCUUUUAUUUUGUAAAAUAGUGUGUUCACAUUUUAUUACAAGACGCAUCAAAAG
Messenger RNA from Exaiptasia diaphana, 1744 nucleotides. RefSeq names its product renalase. The record is from RefSeq and is a predicted model, not a curated record. Gene Ontology annotation, molecular function: oxidoreductase activity, acting on NAD(P)H. The transcript has 5 exons. NCBI's taxonomy places the organism in Eukaryota, Metazoa, Cnidaria, Anthozoa, Actiniaria, Aiptasiidae. Bases 120 to 1184 code for a protein of 354 amino acids. Gene Ontology annotation, cellular component: extracellular region.